ACGCGUGACACGACUGCUACAGACAUUGGUAAACGAACAAUAUUACUUUUUUCUCUUUUCCAAAAGCAUGUUCUCUUGACACCUACUGUCGUGAAAAGUAACGAGAAAAUUGACUUUGGUUUCGUUUUGUUUUUUUUUUGUCCUUUUUUAUUUUACACUGCGAUUCUUUUUUUUUUUCGAUCGAAUUUCGUCGAGAAGUUUUCUACGAAGGAUUCAACGAGAAAAGUUCGCGAGGAGAAUGCGAUAAAUAAGGAAUUUUUUCAGAACUCAGGGAAUCCGUUGGAAUUUAAAGGGACAUCAGAAGAUUUACUUCGAAAGAUAUUUCUCACUUCGCAUAUAAUUCUUCGACUUCCAACUUUACUUUUCUGCCAUAAGAUUUACCAAAUAUGCUUGUCACAUUGAACUAGGAGUAAUCAUUCAUCAAUGAGUUUCUAUGACACACAUACAUACACACACACAUAUAUACAUACAUACAUACAUACAUACAUACAUACAUACAUAUAUAUAUAUAUAUAUAUAUAUGUAUAUAUAUAUAUAAAAUCACGAAGAAGAAAUAUAACAAAAUAGGAGCGAAUUAUCGAUCAGCCUAAUUUUCGAAACUUUUCACGAUACCCAAAACCUUUUUAUCUAAACUUUUGAUCAGUAAAAAAGAAGAUAAAAAAAAGAAAGAAAGUUUAUCUAACUGUUAACGAAUUAUCCGUCGGGUAGGACAUUAACACUCGAGAUAAUAAAACGAAUUAUUCGUGAGUUUAUCAAACUUUUAAUAAGCAAUUAUCUUGCAUUUUAAUUAGGAUUCAGGAGUUUUUAGGUGUGAAUUUUUACAUAAAUUUAGGGAAAAGAAAGAGAUGGAAGACAAAGAAAAAGAAGAAAGAAAAUUUAGAGAGAAAGAGAGAGAGAGAGAGAGAGAGAAGAAAAAAUGAGAAAAAAAGGCAAAAAAAGAAGAGUGUGAAACGAGAAACAAAGUGACAGUUUCAGCCCACGAAGAGAAGAUAUAAAGAAGGAGAGAAAGAGAGAUAGAUAGAUAGAUAGAGUGAGAGAGAGAGAGAAAGAGAGAAAGAGAGAGAGAGAGAGAGAGAGAGAGAGAGAGAUAGUGAAGAAUAGGGUCGUAGUAGUCAGAAAAAGACAGAGUAUACGAGAGCUCGUAAGAGUAAGCGAGAUAGAACGAAAAGAGACGCGCAAGCGCCGAUUCGCGGCGUGGAGAACGCUUGCCAUCCGCGUGGCGCGAGUUAGAACUUGGCUUCGUGCUUUUAGUCUUGCCCCGUCCCUUCGUCCAUCCUCGUCCUUACCCGUCUGCUUACUCUACGAUCAACCCUCUAACUACCCUCUUUUCGUUCACGCGGGAAAUUCACCCUCGUGCAUCAAGAACGCGUGCUACUCGUCUUUAUAAACGAGUUCAUUCAUUUGUAAAAAAAAUUAUAUCUUCGAUUGGAAGUAUGACGAUUUUGUUACCGAGUGCCUGUUCAUCCUAUCGAAGACGAAACUUUACUUAAAAAAAAAAAUAAAAAAGAAAAAUAAGAAAGAAACGAUUGAAAAAGUGAUUGGAAAGCUUUGAUGUCCAAUCAUUGAAAAGAAUUUGUAAUGCGAUAUUUUUUAUAAAUCAAAAAAGUAAAAAGAUGUCGGAAGAAUUAUUAUCCCAUCGAGAUUCGACGAUUACAAGAAGAAAUAAUAAGUCAAAUACAGCACAAAGAAGAUGGCGUAUUUUAGCAAAGGCUUUAACAGGCUCUUCGGAUUAUCAAUCAGAAUCAGAUGAGGAGAUUUCCGUACGACGUUUCACUAGUUUUGGCUUACUUAAACCGAUACUGUUAGAGAAUACUGUGACUGAUUCUGACUCUUGUUGGUACGAGUAUUCCGCCAUGUUGGAGAACGAACUCUUUGAAGUUCAGAUACGAAGGAUAAACAAGAAUUUUACUGCGAAUGAACUGAUUGGAUUCAAUAAUACUGGGAAUGUAUGCGUUUGGCCAUCCGAGGAGUGUCUCGCUUAUUAUCUGCUAAAAAAUCGUGAUAUUUGUCGAAACAGAAGCGUUCUCGAGCUUGGUGGUGGGAUGAGUUGUCUUGCUGGUAUCCUCGUUGCAAAAUACUGCAAUCCCAGUGCAGUCACGCUCACCGACGGCAACGUUACCAGCGUCGAUAACGUUCGUUGCAUCGUCCUGAGGAACGACAUGGCUGAUUUUGUCGAGUGUGGGGUUCUUCAAUGGGCAAGGGCUGCACGAGCUCUUAGGCAAGCUAUCGCAAACAAUUGCAAUCGAAAGGCACGCAUCAUCGAGGAGGAGGAUGAUCUACCAAGCAAGAAAAGGUCUUACGACGUGAUCCUCUGCGCAGAUUGUCUUUUCUUCGACGAUGCCAGGCUUGACCUGGUCGAAACGAUUUAUGGUUGGCUUGCUGACGACGGUGUGGCCCUGGUGAUAGCACCUAGACGUGGAACGACGUUUCAGAAAUUCGCCGAAGCCGCGAUCAAACGUAGUUUCAUAGCCAGGCAGACCGAACGAUACGACAGCGAGGUCUGGUCGAGACAUCUGGAACUCUUGGAUCAGAGCCAGGAAUAUUCAGCCGAUUUGCAUUAUCCUGUUCUCCUGGAGCUCAGCAAGCAGAAAAAGACACCACCGGGAUGAUCGAGAUCCAUUGGGGAUGAAGAGGACGAAGAAGAUGACCUUGACGAGAGUAUCAGCGAAUGAAAUCUCUUUUUUACUCUUCAAACAAAAUGUCUUUUUUCUCAGUAUUUCGUUGAAGUUGUUUUUCAAGUCAAGAUCUAUUGAGAUAAACGAACGUUGUUUAUAUUUUAUGACAACGGCAAACGAAUGGUGAAUAAUGAGAAAACUGUUAAAGAGUUCAAAGUUCAACGACGAUCAUCGAAAAUUACAUUCGAAGAGUACUUUGUCGAAUCGUUUGGAUUUUCGAAUAGAAACUCGAGAGAAAGUUUUCGUAGCACGGAGAAACGCGUAAAACCGAAUGGCAUCGUUGUUCAGCGUUAAUAACGCGUUAGCCAAAUUGACGAUGCUCCAUCGGCUUCCUAGCAUCAUCUUAAGACUUAGACGACGUUGAAGAUGUUCUUGGAAUACUAUUCUCUAUCUUUCUCUUUCUCUCUCUCUCUCUCUCUCUUUCUCUCUCUCUCUCUCUCUCUCUCUCUUUCUCUCUUUCUCUCUUUCUCUCUCUCUCUCACUCUCUCUUUCUCCAAGUUACCUACUAAAGGCCAUUUUCAUUAUGCUCGAAAAUGCAUCUCGUUCGUAUACGAGAGUGCACGUGGAUCCUAAGUAUAAUAUUUAUACAACAAAGGUAACAUUUAAUCCUAUUUAAAUGAGAAAAUAUUAAAAAGUAAUUAGUUAAUUCUAUAAAAUAACUUUUUUCCAUUGUUUAAAAGGAGUUUGGGAGAUCAUUGAGAGAAUCGUAUUCAACGUACCUGAUUUUUCAUAGAACGAAAAAGUCAGUGCUCCGAUAUCCCAUUCUGUGACUGUAAUUGUGUGUGCGUGUGUGCUGACAAGUUUCUGUAUAACGUACGUAUAAGAUUUGAAUAAAUGUGUUGAUGACACUGUGUGUGGGGUGUUGAACGGCGAGAAAAAAAAUACAUAAAAUUUUAUUAAAUUCUUAUUUAUUUGUUUGCAAAUUUCUUUGAAGAUUAAAAAAAAAAAAAGAAAAGACAA
This is a messenger RNA of Vespa mandarinia (Asian giant hornet), 3635 nucleotides long. Its product is annotated as calmodulin-lysine N-methyltransferase. Gene Ontology annotation, molecular function: calmodulin-lysine N-methyltransferase activity. Gene Ontology annotation, cellular component: cytoplasm. The record is from RefSeq and is a predicted model, not a curated record. Lineage: Eukaryota; Metazoa; Arthropoda; Insecta; Hymenoptera; Vespidae.